This is a messenger RNA of Corythoichthys intestinalis (scribbled pipefish), 1251 nucleotides long. RefSeq names its product neugrin, neurite outgrowth associated (gene ngrn). The coding region runs from base 275 to 1186 and encodes 303 amino acids. The record is from RefSeq and is a predicted model, not a curated record. Lineage: Eukaryota; Metazoa; Chordata; Actinopteri; Syngnathiformes; Syngnathidae. The transcript is spliced from 4 exons. Gene Ontology annotation, cellular component: nucleus.
CCAUGGGUGUGUUUCACUGUUCGUCAGGAGAGAAUAAUUUUUGUCUUUAACUGCCUCAUCUCGUACCAAACCGUCAACCCAGUAGGUGGCGGUAAUGCCAUACAGUACCAAGGGGUAAACCGCCAUUAAACGAGAAGAAGAAGAACUUUGUUAUGAAUCCCACUAUCAGAACACAAUAUUGCUCGUUUAAAAUUGAUACAUAUUGCUGAGCGCCACUUCUCUUUCCACGCACGCCAACCAACAAGACUUCCUCAGGCUCGCUAUCCCGUUCUUCAUGGCCGCCGGACGACUCCGGAUGCUCUCCCGGUGGGUUCGACCAGUAACGACCCCCUCAGCGUGCAACCUCAAACCAGUGGCGCCCCAUCCUUCCACGGCGUUUUGUCGCUCUGCCAGCAACAGACGUGUGGGGACGACACACGGAGCUAAAACUAGACCCCGCAGAAAUUAUGAUGACGAUGACAAUUUCACCAUGGAGGACGUAGAGGACAAAGUCAACGCUGUGCUGGAAGAGGUUAUAAAGAAGCAGAAGAUCAUCAAAUACAACAUAAUGCGCAGAAAGAUGACACCAUCAGGCGCUCCGGAAAGGAACUUGACUUGGGAAGCCAUAGAGACCAUCCGGUACCUUAAGUCUGAAAACCCAGACGAAUGGACGGUGGAACGUCUGUCUGAAGGAUUCUCGGUCAGCACCGAUGUGAUCCGAAGGGUGCUCCGGACCAAGUUUAGCCCGGCGCCUCACAGGAGAGCCGUGCAGGAUGCCAAGGUGAGGUCCAGACUCCAGCAGCCAGCAUUGCCUCUGUGUUCAGCAGCGACAGAUCAAAACAAACAGACCCUGCAAGCAGGUCAUUCACUACGUCAGCUCCUGUCUCCUGGAAACCCGGAAGCUGCUUCAAUUCCCGUGUCACUACUUACGGCUGAAGCCCCAACUAAAGCUUCAGCUCUAGUUACGGUUCCGGUAAUGCUGCCAAAAUGUCACAAAGAUUCUGCAGUGCCAACAACAAGGCCGGCCCAGGUCACCUCAGCCCAAACUGAUAUGGUAGAGGAGGAGGAGGAGGAGGAGGAGAUGUGGGAUGGACAGGUGUUGUCUGAGGAAGACCUCGACGAGUUUAGGGACAGUAAGCCUGCACCUGUGCUUCGAGAUGGUAAUGAUUUCUUUGAUGACAAUGGCCAAUUUUUGUACAGAAUCUAAUGACCACAAAAAGAACUCGAUUCAACUGAUUUAAAUGUAGUCCUGCUAAUAAAAGCCAAGUGAAA